Messenger RNA from Camellia sinensis, 992 nucleotides. Its product is annotated as PLATZ transcription factor family protein. The record is from RefSeq and is a predicted model, not a curated record. NCBI's taxonomy places the organism in Eukaryota, Viridiplantae, Streptophyta, Magnoliopsida, Ericales, Theaceae.
UACUCCUAUCUCCAGACUCUAUCCCCUCUCUCUCUUCUCUCUCUCCCUCACACCAUUUACAAGUCUCAAUUACAACUAAACAAGACCAUACUCAUUUUCGCAGUGUUUAUGUGAUCAUGGGAAUUCAGAAGCCGGCAUGGUUAGAAGCCCUCUGCACGCAGAAGUUCUUUGCAGCCUGCCCAAUUCACGAAAACUUGAAGAAGAAUGAGAAGAAUGUUUGCUGUUUGGAUUGUUGUACCAGUAUUUGCCCUCACUGUGUUCCCUCUCAUCGAUUCCAUAGGCUUGUUCAAGUUCGUCGCUAUGUAUACCAUGAUGUUGUCCGAUUGGAAGACCUCGAAAAGCUCAUAGACUGCUCUAAUGUGCAGGCUUAUACAAUCAAUAGUGCUAAGGUGGUUUUCAUCAAGAAGAGGCCUCAAAACAGGCAGUUUAAAGGGUCUGGAAACUAUUGCACUUCUUGUGAUAGAAGCCUCCAAGAACCUUACAUCCAUUACUCUCUAGGGUGCAAGGUGGACUUUGUGUUGAAACACUACAAGGACCUCUCUCCUUUCAUAAGAAAAUGCAACACUCUCCAACUCAGUCCAGACUUCUUUGUCCCUCAAGACAUGGGAGAUGAUGACAUGACUAAUGAGACACCGCAUUCGACAAUUGUCGACUGCGAUGACGAGCCCAUGUGCUGGUCCUCGGGCUCGUCAGGGUCUGAUAACACGAGUAUGGCAUGCACUGGCUUCGUUCGGAAGAAGAGAAGUGGUUUAUAUGUGUGUGGAAGAUCAGUUAACAAGGUUUCAGAGGAGGACAUGGCCACAAGCAUGAGUAGAAGAAAAAGCAUUCCACAUAGGUCUCCUUUGUGUUGAAACUAGGAUUUGAAAUAUCGGCUGAUGUAUUGGUCGAUACUAUGUGAUUUUAGUUGAUAUAUGAUCGUAUGCCAAUACUAAUACGUACUCCGAUGUUAUUAUUUAAAAUUGAGUUGAAGCAAUAAGAGCAACAUUUUACCA